AUGGCCUACACUCUCUACAAUUACACGCCGUCGCUGGCCGCUGCCGUGGUUUUUGUCCUUCUCUUUUUCACUUUAACAGUCGGGCAUAUAUUUCUCGCCUGCAAACAUAAACUCAAGUUUUUGAUUGCCUUUAUCAUUGGGGGUGUCUUUGAAGCAGUUGGUUAUGGUGCACGAGCAGUCAAUGCGCACGAAGCACCAAGCUAUUCGACCAUGCCGUAUGCUCUCCAAAGUUUAUUCAUUCUACUUGCACCGUCUUUGUUUGCCGCAUCGAUCUAUAUGAUUCUCGGUCGCAUCAUUCGCUUGACCGAUGGAGACUCCCGAUCCAUGGUUCGCGGAACCAGGUUGACCAAAAUCUUCGUCUCGGGCGAUGUAUUGUCGUUCUUCGUCCAAAGUGGCGGUGGUGCAAUAAUGUCCAGUGCCAAAACCGCAAGUAAACUGAAGCUCGGAGAAGAUGUUAUCAUUGUGGGUCUCAUUAUCCAAAUCAUCUUCUUUGGCUUCUUUGUUGCUGUAUCAGUCAUUUUCCACCAGAGGAUGUCCAAUAACCCAACUUCGGCUGCUAUGGGGAGUUCGUUUGACUGGGUGCGCUACAUGAGAGUCUUGUACUUUGCCAGUGCCUUGAUUAUGGUUCGUUGUCUCUACCGAGUUAUUGAGUACAUUCAAGGAUCCACGGGCUUUCUGCAAAGUCAUGAGUACUUGGCAUAUAUCUUUGACGCGUGUUUGAUGAUGUUCGUCAUGGGCGUAUUCGUUAUUUUUCAUCCCAGCCAGAUCUUCGCUGGCUACCAAGUGAAAUCUGAUGAAACCGAACUGAUCUACGGGCGGCACGAUUAUGUGCAGCAAGCUUGA
Penicillium cataractarum is the source of this 843-nucleotide messenger RNA. Its product is annotated as RTA1 domain-containing protein. The record is from RefSeq and is a predicted model, not a curated record. Lineage: Eukaryota; Fungi; Ascomycota; Eurotiomycetes; Eurotiales; Aspergillaceae. Gene Ontology annotation, cellular component: membrane. The coding region runs from base 1 to 843 and encodes 280 amino acids. The transcript has 2 exons.